Molecule: messenger RNA, 662 nt
Organism: Hibiscus syriacus
Lineage: Eukaryota; Viridiplantae; Streptophyta; Magnoliopsida; Malvales; Malvaceae
Exons: 5
Coding region: 355-657 (100 amino acids)
Source: RefSeq, a predicted model, not a curated record
AGUAUAAUAAAUGAAAGCCGUUUUGCUGCGAAGGUGAUGCAUUUAAAAGCCAACCAGGGGGAGGAGAGAGCGCAGUGGGAAAUUUUUGAAGUGAAUGAACAAAAAAGAAAUGGACAAGAGUCGAGAGGUGAGGCGUGGAAUGACUCGGUUCUCGCGACAACAGAUUAAUACUAACAAGAAACAACAAUCUCACCCAACGUCUUGUUGGUGGAGUUGGCGUUGGUUGCUGGUGCAGGGGAGUUCGUUUCUUUAGAGAAAGAAAAGAAAGAGAAAAUUAGAAGAUUAUGUAGCGUUAAUGGUCAUAGAGAAAGUCCCAGUCCUUGUCCCGAUAGUAAUCCACACUGUAAAACUGAAAUGGGUAGUUCUUAUUGUUGUGGUUUGUCUUCUGCUAAUGGAGGAAAAUCAGUGUCCUUCACAUUCACCCACACUUCUUCUCCCGUCUCUAAUUCUGCCACCAAUAUCUUUAAGAUACCCAAAAAGUUCUUUUAUGACUGCAAUGUCCUUAAUCAUGCCUCUAUUCCACGGAAGCUACGGUCAGCCAUGAAGAAGCGCAGUCAGGAAUCGAUCUCCCCUCCUCCACCAGAUUCUAAGAAACGAACCAUACACUUAGUGGAGUUGAAGUGCAUAGAAAGGAUGGUCGAAAGAAACCAAAAUUGAAUUUG